Molecule: messenger RNA, 174 nt
Organism: Dictyostelium discoideum AX4
Lineage: Eukaryota; Evosea; Eumycetozoa; Dictyosteliales; Dictyosteliaceae
Exons: 3
Coding region: 1-174 (57 amino acids)
Source: RefSeq, a predicted model, not a curated record
AUGCCUGUACACUUAGGAACAUUAAGCCAUAGAAUAGUUUUGGUUUUUUUUUUUUUCUUUUUUUUUUGUUUUUUUGUUUUUUUAAGAGGAAAUUUUGCUAGUUGGGAAAUUUUACUUUUAAAAAAAAAUCAUUCAUUUUCCAAACAAGUUGAAGAAAAAAAAAAAAUAGACUGA